AUGACCGUCUCGCCAACCAAGAUUUUGUUGAAGAAUGGCGUGCUUCUUAUCCAUGGAGAGGAUGGCAGAGUAAAACCUCAGCGGUCGGAUAUAUUCAUCGAGGGAGACACGAUUUCACAAAUCAGCCCAAAUGUCAGGACAGCCGGCGAGGAUGUCAAAGUGUUUGACUGCGAGGGCAAGAUCGUGUCUCCAGGCUUUAUAAGUACACAUCAUCAUGUAUGGCAAACCGCGCUGAAGGGUCGCCAUGUCGACCACACUCUACUUGAGUACUUGCCGCGAGGAAACUUCAUUGGGUCAUUAUUCUCUACCGAAGACGCAUUUUGGGGUGAACUUGGUGGCGCACUUGAAGCUAUUGAUGGCGGGACCACGACCAUUGUGGACCACUCCAGUCUGAAUGUUGGCCCAGAAUUCCGUAAGACCCUUGCUCGAUAUAAUUAUAGCCAGUAG
Molecule: messenger RNA, 447 nt
Organism: Colletotrichum costaricense
Lineage: Eukaryota; Fungi; Ascomycota; Sordariomycetes; Glomerellales; Glomerellaceae
Product: amidohydrolase
Exons: 1
Coding region: 1-447 (148 amino acids)
Molecular function (GO): hydrolase activity, acting on carbon-nitrogen (but not peptide) bonds
Source: RefSeq, a predicted model, not a curated record